UUUAUAAGAAAUAAUAAAUCCAGUUAUAUCGAUACGAGUAUAAAAUAUGAUAAUAUUGACUUAUAAUUAACUAACAUACUUGCAAGGAAUUAAAAUUAUGUCUCUUAAAAUUUGCAAAGUGAGCUCAUAAACAUACGAGUAAUACACAUGCACCUGAUAAUGUACACACCCAAUUAGGUGUCCACUAAACAUUUUUGUAACCAUAUAUACUAUUAAGGUGGUAUAUACAUAGACUAAGUCAAUAUUCCAACGUCAAUGCCAACCACAGUCUCAGCCACCACAACCGCCUCCACACCCUCCGCCUCCACACCCUCCGCUACCACAUCCACCUCCACCGUCCCCAUGUCCACCGUGCCCAUGUCCUCCGCCCCCAUGUCCACCGUGCCCAUGUCCUCCGUCCCCAUGUCCACCGAUCCCAUGUCCUCCGUCCCCAUGUCCACCGUGCCCAUGUCCACCGUGCCCAUGUCCUCCGUCACCACCACCACUGUCACGUCCACCACUGCCCCUUCCAUGAUGACCAUGAUCUCCAGUUGAAGUGGUGUGAGCAGGAGUUGUUGAUAUAGCCGUAGUCAUGUAAACCAUGUUACCAUCUUUGACACCAUCACCUCUGAAUUUGGCGGCACUAGCUUUAGAAGUAUGGAUGGCUUGAAAUCCUCCACUCUUUUUGUUUGUGUUAUCGAUUCUUUUCUUUCCAUGCCGUGAGCACAAA
This is a messenger RNA of Cicer arietinum (chickpea), 709 nucleotides long. NCBI's taxonomy places the organism in Eukaryota, Viridiplantae, Streptophyta, Magnoliopsida, Fabales, Fabaceae. The record is from RefSeq and is a predicted model, not a curated record.